Molecule: messenger RNA, 3997 nt
Organism: Scophthalmus maximus (turbot)
Lineage: Eukaryota; Metazoa; Chordata; Actinopteri; Pleuronectiformes; Scophthalmidae
Gene: sardh
Product: sarcosine dehydrogenase
Exons: 22
Coding region: 217-2967 (916 amino acids)
Cellular component (GO): mitochondrion
Molecular function (GO): protein binding; oxidoreductase activity
Source: RefSeq, a predicted model, not a curated record
GCACAGUGUGUGCACUGCUCCUCGGUACAGCAGCAGUGGGAGGAGGAGGAGGACCGAAGACUGGAGCUUCGUCUGCAGCUCAAAAAAAGUCUCUCUCUCUCUCUAAAUACUUUCUGCAAACUGUGCCCCCCCCCCCCCCCAUCCUCCCUUCAUAUAUCUCGUCUCGAGUGAAUCCGGGGACAGUCUGUGGCAGCAGGAAGGAACCGAGGGUUGACCAUGGCCUUCCUGGGGAGUGCAGUCCGGCGCGUGGCGUCGGCGGUGCGCCCCCCCCUCUCUCCCUUGUGCCGGACGAGCGCUCGGUCCUACAGCUCAACGCCCACCCAGGAGAAAAGUGUUCCCUACGAGACGACACUCAAACAGGAGGACGGAGUUACCUCCGGACCCACUAAACCUCUGCCCAGAUCAGCCGACGUGGUGGUGAUCGGAGGAGGCAGUCUAGGCUGUCAGACCGUCUACCACCUGGCUAAAAUGGGUCUGACCAACGUAGUUCUGCUGGAGCGAGACAGGCUGACUGCUGGCACCACCUGGCACACGGCAGGCCUGCUGUGGCAGCUCCGUCCCAGCGAUGUUGAGGUGGAGCUCUUGGCCCACACCAGGAACGUGAUCAGCAAAGACCUGGAAGAGGAGACGGGUCUCCACACGGGCUGGAUCCAGAAUGGGGGACUCUUCAUUGCCUCCAACAAGCAGAGACUGGACGAGUACAAGCGCCUCAUGUCGCUGGGUAAAGUUUAUGGUAUUGAGUCCCACGUGCUGUCACCUGCCGAGACCAAGGACCUGUAUCCUCUGAUGAACGUCGAUGAUCUGUAUGGAACCCUGUAUGUACCAAAAGACGGCACCAUGGACCCAGCAGGCACCUGCACCACGCUGAGCAGGGCUGCCUCCGCCAGGGGAGCCAAGGUGAUCGAGAACUGCCCCGUGACUGGUAUUACCGUGCGCGCAGAUGACCUCGGGGUGAAGAGGGUGAGGGCAGUGGAGACCCCCCACGGGACAAUUGAAACGCCUUGUGUGGUGAACUGUGCAGGUGUGUGGGCCACCAAGCUGGGGGAAAUGGCCGGAGUCAGGGUGCCUCUCGUAGCGAUGCAUCAUGCUUAUGUGGUGACGGAGAGAAUUGAAGGCAUACAGAACAUGCCGAAUGUCAGGGACCACGAUGCGUCGGUGUACCUGCGGCUCCAAGGUGACGCCCUGUCUGUGGGUGGCUACGAACAGAACCCCAUCUUCUGGGACGAGGUGUCUGAUAAGUUUGCCUUCAGUUUGUUUGACUUGGACUGGGAUGUAUUCACGCAACAUAUUGAGGGUGCAAUUAACAGAGUCCCCAAUCUGGAGCAGACCGGCAUCAAGUCCACUGUCUGUGGACCAGAGUCAUUCACAGCCGACCAUAAGCCGCUGAUGGGAGAAGCCCCGGAGGUCAGAGGUUUCUUCCUGGGAUGUGGCUUCAACAGUGCUGGUAUGAUGCUGGGAGGAGGCUGUGGUAGAGAGCUGGCUCACUGGAUCAUACACGGUCGACCUGAAAAGGAUAUGUAUGGAUACGACAUCAGGCGUUUCCACAACUCGCUGACGGACAACAAACGCUGGAUCAGAGAGAGGAGCCAUGAGUCAUAUGCUAAAAACUACUCUGUGGUGUUCCCCUUUGAUGAGCCGCUGGCGAGUCGAAACAUGAGGAAGGACCCCUUCCAUCAGGUGCUGACGGAGCACGGCUGCGUGUUCCAGGAGAGACAUGGCUGGGAGAGACCUGGCUGGUUUAACAAAGACGGACCUGCUCCUGUUAAAGACUACGAUUACUACGGAGCUUAUGACAGUCAGAAGAAUGUCAACUACAAAUACAACGAAUUGCUGGGGAAAGAAUACACCUUCGACUUCCCUCCGCACCACGACGUGAUAAAGAGCGAGUGCCUCUCAUGUAGACACGGUGUGGCGGUGUUUGACAUGUCCUACUUUGGAAAGUUUUAUCUCACCGGACCAGAUGCCAAGAAGGCGGCCGAUUGGCUGUUCACUGCUGAUGUCAACAAGAAUCCAGGCUCCACUGUGUACACCUGCAUGCUGAAUAAAAGAGGAGGGGCGGAGGCUGACCUGACAGUGAGCAGACUGGAGCCUGGUGCCGCCAUCCUGCCCCUGGCACCAGAAUCCAACGGCGAUGCGUACUACCUGGCCAUCGGAGGCGGCGUGGCAGAACACAACUGGAACCACAUUAGAACCGUUCUGCAGGACCAAGGUUUCCGCUGCCAGCUGACAGACCACUCUGAGGACAUGGGGAUGAUCAGCAUCCAGGGACCGAAGAGUCGUGAGGUACUUCAGGAGGUGCUGGACACCGACCUGAGCAACGAAAGUUUCCCCUUCUCAACCCACAAAGUUGUCAACGCAGCAGGACAUCAGGUGCGAGCUAUGCGUCUAUCGUUUGUCGGAGAGCUCGGCUGGGAGCUGCACAUUCCCAAAGACUCUUGCCUUCCAGUCUACCGUGCUGUCAUGGCUGCUGGUGCAAAGCACGGCAUCAUCGACUCUGGCUACAGGGCCAUCGACUCACUCAGCAUAGAGAAAGGAUACAGACAUUGGCAUGCCGACCUUCGCCCAGAUGACACGCCCCUGGAGGCGGGGCUAGCCUUCACCUGCAAAUUGAAGAGUUCCAUCCCGUUCCAGGGCCGCGAUAGGCUGGAGAAACAGAAGGCGGAGGGGCUGAGGAGGCGCAUCGUCUGCUUCACUAUCGAUGAGAAAGUACCGAUGUUCGGUCUGGAGGCCAUUUUCCGAAAUGGUGUUCCUGUUGGUCACCUACGGCGUUCUGACUAUGGCUUCUUUAUUGACAAAACUAUUGGUUAUGGAUAUAUCCGCCACCCUGACGGAGGAGUGGUGAGUGCCGACUUCAUAAGGAGCGGCGAGUUCACCCUGGAGAGGAUGGGAGUGACGUACAAGGCCAAGGCCCACCUCAAAACUCCAUUUGACCCUGAGAAUAAACGGGUCAAGGGCAUCUAUGCUUGAGGACCACAAAUGGGGGAAAAAAGAAAAAAAAACAGAAACAAACACAUUCUGGUUGGAGAAAGAGGCGGAGCUGAUUUUCUUUCCUCUCUCGUAUGGAUUGUCUACGAUCUGUAUCAAAGAGGUGCUGUGUUGAGUCUUUUCUGAGUGUUUUGAUGUUGAGGGGGCUUUAAGUUCUCGGCUCCAACGAGAGUUCUGCACAAGUAUUCCCAAACCACACACAUGCCCUUCAGGUAGUUGGAGUCAAUUGCAAUGCCGGAGGUUUGUGCUGAUAGUAAUGACUAAACAAGAGUUUAACUUGCUCUUGUCGUAUCCAAAUCUGAGUCAGACAAGCCUGAGUGUUCUUCAGAGUUGGAGGGAAAAGGGAGAAGGAAACACCCCGAGGCACAACCGGUAUAACAACCAGGGAUACAACACUGCAAACAAAGAAUGAGAGAAAAAGACUACAGUUAUCAUGGAAAGCGGCUGUUAACAAAUACCUCAAGUAGGUACAUUGUUCUACUGAGGCUAUAUGUUGACAUUUCAUAUGCUUUAGAUGGACGGUAUUCAUGAAAUGCUUUUCUAGUCUUAUCGACUAGUACGAGCCGCAUUCACCCAUUCACUCACACAUUCAUACAGCGCUUUUCCUUAUCACACAUCAUUCAUACACAGCCGUCGUGGGGCAAUUCACAGUCAAGUGACUUGCCCAGGGUCACGUGCGGACUGAAGGAACCGGGGAUCGAAACAUCGACCUUCUGGUCAGUGGGCGACCCUCCCAUUCGUCUUGUUUCUCUGACAAAUCUUAACCUUUUCCAGGAAUUACUUUAAACUGUGACGCAUCUGCAGGACUCCCAGCGAACUCCUAGCUUGCUAGCUAUGAAAUCCUGUUUUCUGUUUCAGAAUUUGUGUGUCUGCAUGAAAAUGUGCAAGGCUUUCCGUCAUUAACUGGGGGAAAAAAAAAAUGGAAAUCACAAUUUUUUUUAGUGCCUUGUUAACUGAUCCAAGUCUUACACGCUGGUGCUGGUUUGUACAGUAAUAAAAGAUUUUUUGGUAA